GUCAAGUCUCGCGAAGGUUGAGAAGCGCCUGCCCACUUGGCGUCCGCGAACGAUUUCGCUUUGGGAGCUGUGGGGUUUCGCGCGUCGUGGUUCGUGGGAAGGGGGUAGCGGGGAUCUGUGAUCUGUUCUGCCCGACCCGGCUCUCCUGAGGCCCGUCUCCUUUCGUUCCCUUUCCGGGCCAUGGGGAAAAUCGGGUUGCAGUUCAAAGCGACUUUAGAAAACAUUACAAACCUCCGGCCGGUGGGGGAGGAUUUUCGAUGGUAUCUGAAGCUUAAAUGUGGAAACUGUAAUGAGGUUUCAGAAAAAUGGCAAUAUCUACGAUUAAUGGACAGCCAUCCUCUCAAAGGAGGACGGGGAAGUGCCACAAUGGUGCAGAAAUGCAAGCUGUGCUCCCGAGAAAACUCCAUAGAUAUCUUAAGUCAGACAAUUAAGCCUUAUAAUGCCGAAGACAGUGAGACCUUUAAGACAAUAGUGGAAUUUGAGUGCCGUGGCCUUGAACCCGUGGAUUUUCAACCACAGGCAGGGUUUGCCGCAAAUGGUGCUGAGUCUGGCACAUCUUUCGAUGAAAUCAACUUACUGGAAAAGGACUGGAAUGACUAUGAUGAAAAAAUAAAGGAAUCCGUUGGCAUCUAUGAAGUUACCUAUAAGUUUGUCAAAUGUUAACUCCUAUGGCAAAACAGUAAUUUUCCAUAAAAUGAAGUCAUUUAAAUUGUAUCCACAAAAGUCAAAAUAAAACCAUUACUUUUGA
This is a messenger RNA of Pseudonaja textilis, 748 nucleotides long. The record is from RefSeq and is a predicted model, not a curated record. Lineage: Eukaryota; Metazoa; Chordata; Lepidosauria; Squamata; Elapidae.